This is a messenger RNA of Impatiens glandulifera, 709 nucleotides long. Its product is annotated as 40S ribosomal protein S18. Gene Ontology annotation, cellular component: ribosome; cytosol; small ribosomal subunit. Gene Ontology annotation, biological process: translation. Lineage: Eukaryota; Viridiplantae; Streptophyta; Magnoliopsida; Ericales; Balsaminaceae. The transcript has 4 exons. Gene Ontology annotation, molecular function: structural constituent of ribosome; RNA binding. The coding region runs from base 86 to 544 and encodes 152 amino acids. The record is from RefSeq and is a predicted model, not a curated record.
GUAUACCAGAGAUCAAAGUAGGGUUUAUAUUAUUAUCAUCUGCCGCAGAAAGCUGUUCAGCGAGGAUCUGAAACCCUAAUUAAUCAUGUCGCUUGUUGCGAACGAAGAGUUUCAGCACAUUCUCCGUGUGCAAAAUACCAAUGUUGAAGGUAAACAGAAGAUCAUGUUUGCCAUGACUUCCAUUAAAGGUAUUGGUCGUCGUUUUGCGAACAUCGUCUGCAAGAAGGCCGAUGUCGACAUGAACAAGAGGGCUGGAGAGCUUUCUAACGCAGAGAUUGAUAAUCUGAUGACAAUUGUUGCGAAUCCUCGCCAAUUCAAGAUCCCAGACUGGUUUCUGAACAGGAAGAAGGAUUACAAGGAUGGAAAGUUUUCUCAGGUGACAUCCAAUGGACUUGACAUGAAGCUGAGGGAUGAUUUAGAGCGAUUGAAGAAGAUCAGGAACCAUCGUGGUCUUCGUCAUUACUGGGGUUUGAGGGUGCGUGGACAGCAUACCAAGACCACUGGACGAAGGGGAAAGACUGUUGGUGUGUCGAAGAAGCGAUAGAUCUGUUUUUAUGGUUUUUUAUUUUGGAUAGUGAAUGGAGGGGAAGAGUCUGUUCUAGCCAAAUUAUGGAUUGGUUUUGAGUUAUUUUCUACAUGAUUUGUCUUGUUACUGUUGAAUUCUUGUUUUUUAUUUCAUGACUAAUUACUAGUAUUAUGAUUUUGUUGC